Molecule: messenger RNA, 2756 nt
Organism: Leguminivora glycinivorella
Lineage: Eukaryota; Metazoa; Arthropoda; Insecta; Lepidoptera; Tortricidae
Gene: Chpf
Product: chondroitin sulfate synthase 2
Exons: 14
Coding region: 109-2304 (731 amino acids)
Cellular component (GO): Golgi cisterna membrane
Molecular function (GO): glucuronosyl-N-acetylgalactosaminyl-proteoglycan 4-beta-N-acetylgalactosaminyltransferase activity
Source: RefSeq, a predicted model, not a curated record
UUCGCUUACGGAAACAAUUUACCGAUCAUGUUUUAGCUUAUCUAAGGAUAAGAUAACUGCGACCUAGAUUAAAGUUUAAACACGUAUUGUGCUGUGGCUUCAGACAAGAUGUUGUCUCGCUACGUACUGUCGCAGGUGAAACACAACGGGUACUUCCUGGCGGGGCUGGCGUUAGGGCUAUGGCUGGCUCUGGCGACGGUUCCGCUGGAGGACGCACCGACUUGUGCUGCACCUCCGCUACCUGUUCUAGAUGACUAUGAGCCACAGCGCGAGGAGAGGCCUGAUCAUGCGGCAGUGGCAGCCGGGCGGGCAGUACAACGUCCCCGCUACUACAGCACGGAGCUGGGAAUGCGAGCACCGUUGCUGGCCGGCGUGCUGGCUGGCGCUGUGGAUGCUCGCACCGCUGCCAUCAAUGAUACCGCACAUGUCCUGCAACCUGCUUUGAAGUUCUUCAUCACUGCAGACAGCCGCCAGACUGCAAACAGCCUAGCCAACGUGGUCGGUUUCACGGACUCCCGCGCCCUACUCCGCCCGUUCCACGCGCUCAAAUACCUCGCUGACAACUUCCUCGACGAAUACGACUUCUUCUUCUUAAGUGCUGACACAGCUUAUAUCAACGCGAGGAGGUUGAAACAGCUGGUGGCCAGUAUUAGCGUGUCGCAGGAUGUCUAUAUGGGCGUUGUUGAGGGUGACAGCCAGUAUUGCUCGCUAGAAAGCGGCAUACUCCUCUCAAACAGCGUACUCCGCGCAGUACACAACUCUCUCGACUGGUGCGUGCGGAACUCCUACUCGCCGCACCACCACGAGAACCUCGGACGUUGCGUACUCCACGCGGCGCGCACGCCAUGCACUAGCUCUAUACAGGGUGAAACCUACGUCUCAGCAACGCUAUCGGAACUCAACCUGACGCCAUCUUUAGCGGAUGCGGUGACGGCACAUCCGGCUACACCGCCGCAAGUGUAUUCACUGCACGCGUACGUCUCCAGCGUGCAGCUCUCGAGGGCCAAGGAGGAAACUAGAGCGCUGCGGAGGGCUCUGCACAGGGGCAUACGGAGCCAUCCGCCUGGAUUCCGCAACGGCACCUGGCCCGGUGGGCUGCGAUCGGAGCCCGGGCUGGCGCCGCCGCCCCCCGACUCGAGGUUCGACCACCCGCGCUGGGUCGCCUUCAAUCGCUCGCACGCGUACAUGCUAGACGACCUCACUGCCGUCCGCGCUUUACCCAGAGCGCAUGCGGAGGCCCUAGAUAUGGUAUGGGAGACCGCCCGUGCCUGGGCGCUAAGACAAUUUGGGGCUCGCGAGGCGGCCUUAGUAGAAGGCGCCAUGCGAUGGGAACCUGCCACCGCCCUGCGGUACCGACUACUACUGAGGCUCACGGGAGACAAGGACAGCGGACAGGUAGUGCGUCUUCGGCAGUUAGAAGUGGUCCGGCCUUUAGGUGCGGCGCGGUUGGUCCCUGUUCCAUACGUCACGGAAUCCGCCCGCCUAGCUUUAGUGUUGCCUGUUCUACUGACAGAAUACGCUUUACAGCAGCAAUUGGACGACGCUGCUGCCUUCCUUACGCGCUACGAAUCCGUCUGUCUGAACAAGGAUAAGAACACUAAUCUUGUAAUUGUUAUAGUGACAGAAGGCACAGAGCCCGAACAAGCGUCCUCGCUUCGCUCGGCGGCGACAGCCCUAGCCAAUAGGCAUCACGCCAAUAUAGAGGUCCUGUCAGCAACACUGUCUUCUGUAGACGACACAGAAAUACAACGAGCGGCGCGCGCAGGGAGAACGGCUUUAGAGGCGGGGCUGCCGCGCCUGCCGCGCGACUCACUUGUGCUACUCUCUGACGUCGCCAUGGAGUUCAACGAAGAGUUUCUUAACCGGGCCCGUAUGAACAGUAUAUCAGGCGUCCAAUGGUUCCUCCCGUCGGCCUUCGCUCGCUACAGCACAUACACUCACCCGAAAGUGGUCGCGCCCGACGGGUCAAGGCCGCAGCAUCAUACGGGGCGCUUUACACCCCGUGACCCCGUACUGGCUGUGUACAAGCAAGAUUAUUUGCAAGCGGAGUCCGAAUGGCGCGCCCGCUUAGGGUCUGAAUCAGCGUCACCGGCCUCAAUACUUGCGGCUUCUCGUCUACGAGCACUGCGAGCGCCGGAGCCCGGCCUCGUGCUUCAACCGUCGGCCCCGCCCUGUCGAUACAGCGAGAAUCGCGGGUCAUGCCUAUCGAAGCUUCGCGAAGCAGGAGAGUUCGAGUUACUCGAGCUAGGAGCGAAGCACGCACUGGCUAAACUUGAACUCGAGGUGAAGGCCGAACUCGAAUGACAUCAUCAUCAGAGUAGUGUUAUAGCGUAGUCAGCGUUAAAAAUGGGUAGAUUUUUAAUUUGUUGUCAUGUUGUCCAUUCCUCUAUUUUUUUUUCUAAAUACAAAAAAAAAAAAAUAUACUUGACUACUCGGAAUCGUGAACUCUCAAUUACCCGGGAGAAAAUUGUCUCACAUGUUUUCCCAUGUGUGUAAUAAUAGUGUAACAAUCUUUUACUUGUUAGGACCUUGUAUAUUUCUGUGGGCCUAGUGAAAAAGGGUAUAACUCAAAAGGUCACAAGACCGAGAUGGGACUUGUGCCCUUUUUCACCGAGUCAAUUUGAGUUAUACCCUUUUUCACUAGGCCCACAGAUUUGUCAUUUAAUUUAGUUAUGUUAGAUUAAGCACAGCUUUGCAUGCUUUUUCAUCUAUUUGUAUGGGGGCCGAGCGUGUCAGAUUUUGUACUGAAGUUGUUA